UUAGAUAACGUGUACACCGCGGAUGAGUCUCGCACGAAGGGGCAAAUCAUUGUCGUGCAGUCCGUUUUCGUCCGUGAUACUGUAACGGUUGUCCUCCUCAACAGCAUCUCCAGGAAUAGAAGGUGUUUGAGGAAAAUUUCCCAGCAACCAGGCAAAGGUUUCAGUCCGCAAACACCCAGAUCCAGCCCGUCCAACACGGUUCGAGUAUUUACGACGAUGAUGGCUUCACUGCAGUCCACGUUUCUCGUUAGCUUAGUGCUGCUAGCAGUUUUCAUCCACAAAGGUGAUGCCAUCCGUUGCUUCGAGUGCAACAGUGCCGAGGAUUCCACCUGCACGCAUGACAACCCGCCUGAUACGAUGUCCGUGGAUUGUAAUGAUCACAAGGACGGCAAUAAGUACACGUUCUGCAGGAAGAUCGUGCAGAUCAUUGAGUUCCCAGUGAAUAACCUUCCACCAGACAAUCGAGUGAUCCGUGGAUGUGGUUGGGAUGAAUCGUCCUACAAGGGCAAAUGCUACCAGCGUUCCGGAUUCGGAGGUCGCCAGGAGGUGUGCGCUUGCUACGAUGAUAACUGCAACGGAUCGUCCUCGCUGUCAGUAACGCUUGGUGUGUUGCUGUUCGGAGCAAUCGCUUUCCUGAUUCGUGCUUAAUCCACUGGACGGUGUUUAACCGACACACAUAUCCACCUGUGUACUAGUGGACAUCCUACGAUGGGAGAAAAGUUUCCUUUACAUUUUUACUAACUUUUUCUGAUCUGAUUUGUUCUGUGUUUGGUUUUGUGCUGUUGGGUUUUACAUUCCGUCUCAUAACCGCUUGGAUUUUAUUAAAGAUCUUCUAUGCCGAUCGUUACUAGUAGCGCAACGAAUAGCUGAAAGCGUCGCCUUUCAGUCAUCUGGUCCAAGUCGUGGGGGCCUAAAGCUGCCAUAGACCUUAAACGUACAGAACACACAAACUACACCAACGUAACGAGAAGCGCUGCAAUGAUAUCCCGGCAUCGAACAUACGACCUUUCGAGAUGCCACAUUUUUUAAUACUUUGUAAAUUUAUCAUUCCGUCUACUUCACGCCCGAUGAUUGCCUUUUCUCUGGUUUGCGGAAAUAGCGAAACAAACACUUAAUCCGAAAUGACGCAUUAUCGAUAAUGCUCCAUUAGCUAAAUCGAGGUGAUGGCUCCAGCCAGGAAAAUGCUUCGCCGGAAAUAGCUUUUCCGUUAACGCUAGAAAGCAAAUUGAAUCGCCAGACGAACAAAAAAAAUAGAGGCUAAAAGGGUCUAAGGUGUCGUUUAGUGUGAGCAGGAAGCGGUUAACGAUUAGCAAGAAAAUGCUAAUCUCGAAGUCUUAUUUCUUUUGUAGUCGUAGUUGUUAUCUAGUUGUUUGAUGAUAAGGAAAGUGCAAGCAAAAUGCAAGACAUUAAUCCACAAGAUUAGCGAAGAUUAAGAUCGGCCAGGCCAGAUGCAAUGGUGGCAGAAAACGAGCGAAACACGUGUGGGAGUUGCAGCUGAGGGGCAGCAGCUGCAGUAAAGUAAUGUGUAAGCCGAAGCAGAUCUUUAAAUCAACAAAAUAUAGACAGAGAUAAUUAUGCAUAAAUCCUAGCCCGUAAGUCCCACCUCUUCUCGGGCGAGAGAGCCGAAGAGAUUGUUCAUCGCUAGGCGGCAUUCAAUUUCAUCCUUCCGUUGCUCCGUGAACGCAACGAGUUUCCAGUUCGACCGGGGAAAAAACACACACACUCUAAAUACAGCGAGGAUAAAGCGUGUUCGAAGUCGCAACAAUGUUUUUUGAAAAAGAAGAUACCCACUAGGAACAAACCAUAUAGUUUCCAAUUUGCCCCGCGAAUAUUCCCCGCUGUAGUUUAAAGAAUAGAAGUCAUUAUUGAAGUAACAUUUUUAACGCGUGCGGCAGUCGCAAUAGAUUUAAUAUACGCAAUAGACUAGGUCAAACCACGCAGUAGAGUGCAACGGCUACAGGCGACUAAACGAAAUCCACAUAUGCAUAUAUAGAUAUAUAUUACCUUGAGCUACAAACCGUGUCCCAGGACACGCGUUCUCAAUCUGUUUUCUAUUUCUAAAAGCAACGGAACACAGAUAAGGUUGUUGUUUUUAUUUAGAACGAUUUUAUACUCUCGAACAAUUCGGGGACUCGUUUCUUCACUUGGCGCAAAACUGUAGUACGCAUAGCUGAAGCAAGCUGAAUCGCCGCCACACCGCCAAACAGUUGGUUGGUACGCCCACAUACCUUCACGAGCGAUACCCAUAAUCCGGAACGCAAUAUCUGCACUUAGUAUCAAAUUCACCGAAUGACCAGCGCAUUUUGUUGAAAACGCGUUCGAUUGAUGUAUCUUGUGAUAUUGUGUUUUGUUACACGGCAUCUUCAACCACUCCUCCUUCCUUGAAAGAAACUCGAGAAAUAAUAAUAAAUUGCAGCUGCACCCGAAGCCCAGAAAA
This is a messenger RNA of Anopheles darlingi, 2437 nucleotides long. RefSeq lists its product as uncharacterized. The transcript is spliced from 5 exons. The record is from RefSeq and is a predicted model, not a curated record. Gene Ontology annotation, biological process: regulation of synaptic transmission, cholinergic; positive regulation of voltage-gated potassium channel activity; sleep. The coding region runs from base 217 to 648 and encodes 143 amino acids. NCBI's taxonomy places the organism in Eukaryota, Metazoa, Arthropoda, Insecta, Diptera, Culicidae.